UCAAGGACAUUUCGUGUUGUGUACAUGAGAAAGGCGAACACGACUUGGACCCGACUUUCUCGGAGUUAGCGAUGAGUACUGUAUCAACGGGAACAAAAUGUCCUAUGAUUGUUGUGGCUGGCAACUCUCACACGGAACUAGCAAACUCCAUUGCAAAACGUCUGGGCACUAGGUUGGGUGAUGCUUCUGUCUACCACAAGACCAACAGAGAGACAACUGUAGAGAUCAAGGAGUCUGUGCGAGGGAAGGAUGUCUACAUCAUACAGACUGGCACAAAGGAUGUCAACAAUGACAUCAUGGAACUGCUCAUCCUCGCCUACGCCUGCAAGACCAGCUCAGCUCGCAACAUCAUCGGCGUUAUACCGUAUCUACCCUACUCCAAACAGAGUAAGAUGAGGAAGAGAGGCUCUAUUGUCUGCAAGCUGUUAGCCACCAUGUUGGGCAGAUCAGGUCUGACACAUAUCAUCAUCAUCACUAUGGACCUCCACCAGAAGGAGAUCCAGGCCUUCUUUGACGUCCCAGUUGACAACCUCCGAGCCUCUCCAUUCCUCGUUGACUAUGUUAAGGAGUUCAUUCCCGACUACAGGAAUGCUGUGAUAGUUGCCCGGAACCCCAACUCAGUGAAGCGAGCGUCCUCAUACGCAGAACGGCUGCGACUCAGUAUUGCCGUCAUCCAUGGGGAGGAGAAGAUUGAGGAGUUGGGAUGUGAUGGGAGGAACUCUCCUCCUCCCUUGCCGGAGGACGAACAGCUCCCAAGAAACCAUGAGUUCGGAAUAGAGACUCUGCCAACAAUACUAGCGAAAGAGAAGCCGCCCCUGAAUGUGGUGGGAGACGUCGGCGGCAGGAUAGCCAUCAUUGUGGAUGACAUGAUAGACGACGUGUUGUUGUUCGUGAAGACAGCUGAGGCUCUCAAGGAACGAGGAGCUUACAAGGUGUACGUUAUGGCUACACAUGGCCUCCUUUCAUCAGAUGCACCGAGACUCAUUGAAGACUCUUGUAUCGAUGAGGUGGUUGUGACAAAUACUGUACCUCAUGAAGCCCAGAAGAUGCAGUGUCACAAAAUCAAGACAGUAGACGUCAGCGUCAUGCUUGUCGAGGCCAUCCGUCGGAUUCACCACCGAGAGUCAAUGUCCUACCUCUUCCGAAAUAUUGGUGUAGAUGAUUAACUGUGUAUGAAUAUGAGGAAUGUCUUCAUUCAUGAUCUUGUGUUGACCUUUCUGUAUCCUACAGAGGUCAGUGUUAGCUAAUAUGGUCUCAUGCUUGAGAAAGUUUCAUGAUGUCUUAGAGUUAUGUCCCCUGUGUGUUCAAAAAUCCAAUAGGUUCCUCCUAAGUUUGUGUUAAUACCUGAAACAAAACUGCCUAAAAGAUUUCGAAAUAAGGAACGAAAAGAGGUCUUUGCAAAUACAGUGAUAUGAAAACAAUGUAGGUCAUCCCUUGGUUAGAACGCAGAAAAUACCAAGGGGGAGCUAUCAUUUCUGAGAGUGCUGUGUUACCAUGGUUAUAUGGGUAUUGAAGUGUGCCCUUAAUUCUUGUGAUUAAGUUCAAAAACAUUUCUCGUGGUGGUAACAGGUGAAAGUUUAUCUUAUAUUUAGGCUAUGUGUGAUGGAAAACAGUCUUCAAAUUAUUCUCAGAUCUUGCGUUUUUGUCAUUUAAUUGCCAAACAUCAGUUAGAAAUAUGUUUUGAAUUGAUAAAUGUUUUUGUACCAAUAUAUUUUGUAUUGAAUGACAGAUUUAUUUACCAUUCAUAUUUUAUGUCAAUGACAUUUCAUAAUUAAAGUUUGUAAAUUGUCUCUAUUUUCUCAACAUGACUGUCUUUUAGUUUGGACUUUGAUAUCCACACUUAAGUGAGCCUUAUGAUGAUGAAAUAUUUUUUUAUCUGACCUGACACUCAUAUGCUUCUGCAUAAUGUAUUUUGAUAGGUGAUACACCAGUGAUAGUUUGAGCCAGUGGAAUAUAAUUUCCAUACAAGUUCGUGUAGAAUGGUGCAAACAUUUUAGGCGCACGGAGUUGUGUCCUUUGGACACACCAGAGACCUAUGAUUGUGGGUGCAGAUCUCUCUUUAACAUUUUAUUUUUGUAGGUUUUUCCACACCAUAGCCAUUCUCCUAGCAUCAUUAGAAUGGUAAAUGUCUGAGACUGGCAUCACUUCAGGCUUUUCUCUCACAUUCAGGUUACAUGCAUCGAUAUAAGUAUAAUAUUGGUCAAAGUGGCGUUAAACCAAACUCACACCCAGUAUCUGUUAAUGAUGGCACUUUACCAAGUGAUGUAGGUUGUUUUAGCUGGGACAUUUUGUUGAUUCAGUGUGAUCAGAUAUUGAAAUGGUUAAAGAUUGUUAAUUUGUUUCGUUUGUGCAUGUCUGCUGGUAAAUAUUGCUGUAUAUGUUCCGCAUCUCUGAUUUUGUCAACCCUUUGACAGGUAAGUGGCAUAGUCAAGACUUUCUUUUUAAUUGUUUCAUACGCCUAGAAGAAUCAUAAAAACAGAUUCUUCACUGAAUGUUUAAAAUGUGCAUAUGUUUGAAAUACUGUGUGUGUGGAAUCCAUAUACAAGUUAUUGUCCUAUAUAUAAGACACGGUGGGCAAACAUUCUCCUGUAUCAAUUAUUGCCCCGUCUGUGACAGCUGCUCACCCAACAGGUUUUUUAAUUUAGGCCACAUGGUACAACAAUGUCUUCUUAGCCAUACUGCAUUUAUCUAGAACAUGCCCAGCAUUUCAGUUCAUCUUCAGGUGGUGGUUGGCAGGAACAAGAUGUUUUCCCUCAAAGAUCUUUUAUGCAAAUUCAAUUUCAUUAGAUUCAAAGGAUGAUGGUAGCAAUGAUAUAGUUGGUAAAUGAUAUUCAAGGUAAGCUCAUAAUCAAAACAUGUAUGAUGCAUUCAAAUAAAACAGGUUAAUGAAUGUGUUUGAUUUCCACCAAUGCUUCCUAUAUUUUCCUUUUUCUUGCAAAUGAUUGACAGUAAAUUAGGUUUUGAUUCAGGUUUUUGAAUAUGACUCAGUAGGAAAACUUGACAUAAAACAGUUUAAUGUUACAUGUUGUGUAUGAAUGAGUCGGAGCUGCCCCCAGCCUAUGACUAAUGUAGGUAAUACUGUCUUAAGCAACAGUACUUCUCAAUGUUUUCUUGUCAUAUCUUACAUCAGGAAGUAGUUAGAAUCCUAGAAUUGUCUGUUAUUUUGUUGUCAUUGAUUCACAAGUAAAUUUUCAAUCAUAUAUAUUUGAAACUUGCUGAGUAUUGUAUAUGGUUUGGAUGAGUUGAUGUUUCACAACUUGACUGUGAGUGUAAUGGAGAAGGUGGUCCGAAGAUGCAGCUGGAAUCCUGGUUUGCUGGAAUUAUAGUUUCAAGGUUUGUUUGCACUAUACCUGAGCUCGUGGAUCUCACAAGGUUCGGUACCUGUAUUGCCGCCUUCUUUCCUCCUGGAUUCAAACUGACACUCGGUGAUAUGACUGGAAUACUGUUCACAGAAGAGUUAAACCCAUGUCGGUCUGUUGCUGGUGUUAUCAUGAAGUGUUACAAUCUCAGCAUUUCUUAUUGUUUGUGUAAUGUGCUCUUGUAUACAUUCAUUGUAUCUCGGAACCUUCUGUAAGUCAGCAUGUGUUUAUCGUCCAAAGGUUAUCAAACACCCAUUGAUCACAUUUUGUCACCUAAGCGGUUUUGGUCAACUAAAGCGUAUCAGUGUGAGGUGGAACAUCUUGUGUAUGUUGUGUGUUUUAUCACCUACACAUGGGGCCCAGCGUGGCUGUUGUAGAUAUGUCAUGAUACGGCCAUGUUGACUGGAACCAGCCCUGACCAAUUCCUAAUAAAGGUAGAUAUAUUCCCGAGUCA
Haliotis rubra (blacklip abalone) is the source of this 3813-nucleotide messenger RNA. Its product is annotated as phosphoribosyl pyrophosphate synthase-associated protein 1-like. Lineage: Eukaryota; Metazoa; Mollusca; Gastropoda; Lepetellida; Haliotidae. Gene Ontology annotation, molecular function: ribose phosphate diphosphokinase activity; magnesium ion binding. The coding region runs from base 72 to 1166 and encodes 364 amino acids. The transcript has 9 exons. Gene Ontology annotation, biological process: purine nucleotide biosynthetic process; 5-phosphoribose 1-diphosphate biosynthetic process. The record is from RefSeq and is a predicted model, not a curated record. Gene Ontology annotation, cellular component: cytoplasm; ribose phosphate diphosphokinase complex.